CAAAGUUCUCACGAGGAGCUGUUGGGGAAACGUAUCUUUCUGCAAUGUUGUUACUUCGUCGGUUGAUUGAAUCUGGCUAAAUGCCUUUGUUGGGAGCUGGGUGGUUAUCAGGUUAUGUUGUUACAACCUUUGCUGGGCUUUCAAGGGGGCUAAAAUGGACAACAAGCACGAGUUACUUUGCUACCAGAGUGCUUCGUUCGAGCUCUAACUGUAAGUUGUUAACUUCAACCUCCUUUAUCAGAUUGCUACUCAGCCACACCUCCACAUGGCUAUAUAGAAAUUUUGUUUCUCCUUCUACGCACAUCCACUUGUUGGCAAUACCUGUAGUAUGGAGUGACAGGCAUGCUCAUUGUUUAUUCUAGGAAUUGGCCAUUAGGGCCACUGCCAAAGUCAGCUCCUUCUCAGAUUGUAUAUAGAGGCUUUUCUUUUCAAGAAAGGGAGCCCAAGGUUUUUGAAACAUUUUUGCAUCACUCGGUUUGAUAUUAAUUUUCCUUUUUGAGCUACACUUUACCAAAGUUUGAUCGCUGAAUUCCUCAAGUUCUGAUCCUUUGAUCUACGUAGUUAUGUUAAAUUCCUUUCAAAAUAGCUUUCAUUUUCAAGAGUAACCCAUCUUUUCUCACAACCUGAAAGACAUGAUCACACUUCCCUUCUACAUUGCACUGUCUUAAAUAACUCUACUUUACAUAAUAUAUGUAACCAAAGUUAUUUAAUUACUGUUAUAACAGUUAUUUGCUAGAACUAUUUUUUUCCCUUGCCUCAUUGGCAUACUGCACUCUUUGUUCCUUUACUUGUUCCCAGACUCUGGGACAUUUCUGAAGGGGGCAAAUUAGUUUUUGGGGGGCCAAAAUUCAAGAAAUUUUUUUGACACAUUUUGAAGGUUUAGAAUUGUUAAUUACACUUACAGUGUACCAGGAUGGGGGGGCGGGGGGUACUCCUGGGAAUUCUUGGUGGGGGUGUGCUGCCUGGUUCCUCAAAUCCUGACUCGAUUUCAGACCAGAAAAUGUAAUUUUCCACACCAGUUUUCAGACCUGGGGUCCGUUUCUCGAAAGUUCCGGUAACUUUACGGGCCCGAAAUCAAAUAUUCAAAUCGAAAUAUAAAGAAUAAGAGCACAGGUCUGGGCUAGCAAACUACUCCAUUUUGUUUAAGUAACUGACAGUUUUAUCGUGUUAAAUGCAAAACUUUUGAAACCUCGAUCUUUAAUGUAAACGGAGACAGCUUACCGGGCACGUUAAUUAUUGGGACUUUCGAGAAACGGCCCCCUGGCCUUUAAGCAGAAAUUAUGUUAUCAUUACUAACCCCGUUAGAAUGCAAACAAAAAAAUUUCCAAUCCAUUUUGAAUUUGCCUAUUUCUCUUUUUUGCUUACUCAUUUGGAAUUGAAAGGAUCAAUACGUUCAUACACUCCGUAGUUCCUUCGAAAACCAUACCCGAUUCCAGACCAAAAUGGGCAAAGUGUACACCCAUUUUCAGACCAAAACGGCUCAAAAACCCCAACCAAUGGGCAGCACAUAUAAUAUAUACCUAUAAUGGCUUAUAUAAGGGAGUACCCCCCCCCCCGUGUAUCUGAGGACCAAAAACAGUUUUAAAAAAGUUUGUGUCAUAAUUCUUUAAGCAUAUGCUGUUCACUUUGAAUACUACUACUUGUUUCCUGAUUUCUUUUACUAGCUGGACAGUUAGGUGGUGACGCUGAAAGAGCAGUAGAAGAUGUAUCUUCGAAGCCACCAAACAUUCUCAUAUACAGUGGCAGCAGUGACACUCACAACAAGACAUUCAAUGUUUUAAAACAGACACUUUUGCAAGUUAUUAAUUUACAUAGUUAUGCCAUCUACAAACUCCAAGAGAAACAUGUAAAUACACAUCCAUGGAUGGACAACACCACAUUGUUAGUUCUUGGAAAUAAUGAUUCAAUGUCAGCAUCAGUACAAAAGGACUUCAUCAAGUACCUCACAGGUGGAGGAAAGAUCUUAAGCUUGUGUAGUUCAUUUACAUGUAAUGUCAAGAAGCUUCCUUGGGAUGACAAAUGUUGCCCCUUUCCUGCUUCAGUUGAAGUUAAUCAUCCAGAAUUUUUUCAAGGAGAGCCACAGAAUCUUUCAGCACUCUGUGAGCCUUUUUACUUUGAAGGUGAGUAUUCUGAUAUUAUUUUUGACCUAUCACUACUGAUUACGUGGUGUGUAUUGUUCAGUGUACAUGUACAUGUAAGGGUGCAUUCAGUUGCCCACUGGAAAAGGGAUACAACCAGGCAAAUUCAAUGCACAGAAAGAAUUGCCUGGCAACUGCAAAAGUGUUUGACAUAAACAAAAUUUUGAAUGGUUUACAAGAGGUACAGGUGUAGAAAAACAGUGAUCCUUACAGACAAAGAAAAGGGAAAUGCUGCUUCAAAUUGUAGACCAAUAACAUGUCUGCCUUUAAUGUGUCUUUUUUACUGGUAUAAUGGGGGAUGAAUUGUACAACCAUUUGGAGGAGAAACAUCUGUUGAGCAGAAGGGCUGUACAGUGUAGAAGAAACACAAAAGGCACAAAAGAUCAGCUUUAUGGAUAAGAUGGUUAUUAGAAAUUACAAAAAGAUUCAGAAAAAUUGGGCUUGGAAUGGUGUGGAUGGACUACAAAAAGGUGUAAAUGUGUGCUGUGAUCCUACAUUUGUGGAUUAUCAAAAUGUUUAUAAAUGUUUGGAGCAGCAGAGAAUAUGCUCAGGCUAUUGGAAAAGAGUAUGGAUCAGUGGAAAAUAGAACUAACGGCAGAAGAACAGACAUUGUCCUGUUGAUAUAAGGAGAGGAAUUUCCCUGGGGGAUAGCUUGUCUCCACUGCUUUUUGUUGUGGCUCUCAUUCCCCUGUCUAUGGUAUUCAGAGGGACACAAAAGCUGGGUAUGAUCUGGGCAAAAGAAAUGGCAUUUCAAUCAUCUUCUGUUUAUGGAUGAUUUAAAGUUAUAUGGAAAGAAUGAGAGGCAAGUGGGUACCCUAGUAAAUAUUGUCCGAAUUUUCAGUAAAGAUAUUGGAAUGGAAAUUAUUCGGAAUAAGCGAGUGUACUGUGCUUAAUAUGACAUCAGGAAAGGUAUUCUCAUGCAAAGGUAUUGAUUUAACAGAAUAUGGCCAAACUAUCAGAGGGCUUGAGAAAGGUGACGGGUAAAAAGUACCUUGAAAUAUUGGAGGCAGAUGAUGUAAAGCAUAGUGGCAUGAAAGUGUCAAUAUCUAGAGAAUAGUUAAGUAGGAUAGGAGGAUUAUUAUCAUUGAUUGUGAUAAAUAGUUGCUUUUGUUAUUUUUCCAGGAGACCAAACUGUUGUUGUACAGGAAGCAGAAACCAAAAAUCCAGUUGUUAUCCAGUUGCAUGAAGGGCAUGGCAGUGCAGUGUUAUGUCUUAUUGAUUUGACGUUUUUGGAUGAUUAUCCCGCAGUAAAACUACAAGAUCAGGAGCAAGAAUGGGAUGCUUGUUUAAAGAAGUCCAGGAAUUCCAGGAUAGGCUUGUUGUCAAAUAUUUUACAAUUUCUAGGAAUAAACUGUCAGCCACAAAAUGCUCCAGAACUAACUCCACUUCUUCUUUUAGCAAAAAAAAUAGUAAGUUUUCAAACCAUGUGUGCAGCUGUAGUUUGAAACUUAUUGAUCCAAGUAAUUGCCCCCGCAUGAGAGGGCAUCCGAGUAACUCACGCCUAUAUAAAGGAAAGUACUUUUAAUAUAGGAACAGUAAAAAUAUGCAGUUAGUUUACCUGAAAAACUCUUUUUCUUAAAAUUUGCUUAAACAGGGGCCACAAGGAAUCAUUGGGUAAUGAUGAUGUUUUAGCCCUAAACAAUGCCAAACACCCUAAAGCAGCUUUAUUGUGUCAACUAUUACAAGACAAGUAGCCAAUGAUAAUUCAACAGAAAGGUGGUAAUAGGCCAUUUGCAUGAUGGCGUCAUUUUACUACUAUGACCAGAAUCCUUUUAGUUUUUUCUUUCAUAUUUAAAUUCUUUUAUGCUAGCAAGAUUUACAACUGUAAAUAACAAAAGCUCUAAUUUGCACAACAAAACAAAAUUCUGAAGGAUUCUGGUCAUGGUAGUAAAAUGAUGUCAUCGCGCAAAUGGCCUUUUGAUUGAAUUAAUGUGGAAAAUUAUUUACUCUUUUAAGGAUCAGGAUAAACUAUUUCAUUCCUUGAAGUCAAGCCUCAAGAACAAUGUUUGCAAUGGAAAUGACCUCUCCUUACAUUUUGUGCCAAAUGGGCAACCUAUUCCUAAAGCUACAGACACCUUGUUACCUGUAAUCACUGGAGAUAAAAAAUGUCAGACAUUGUCAUUCAACUGGAAGAAAUAUCAAGAGCAUUUAAAGACCAAAGUUUUGGGUCAGGUGAUGUUCUACACUGAUGUAAUCACAUCAACACAAACAGUGUUUGACGGGUGAGUUUUCGAUAUUCAAAGGUAUUAAUCAAUAACCACAUAGAUGUCAGUUUGUUUGGGAUGGUUGCUAUUGUGCUUGCCUGUCAUCAAGAAUAGUAAAAAUUAUGAGGGUUACUUGAUGUCGCCCAGUGAGUGCUUGCAAAAUCCCUUCAGAUUAUAUCCCUCUAGGUCAUUAAAAUGUCGAAGUUGACUGCUGGUAAUUUCUCACACCUUGUCUACAAUGUAUUUUCUCAAAGACGGAAUUAUUUUUUUCAUGCUGUUAUUAUUAAUAAACUGGCCAUGAUUUACACUUGGGUUAUAAUGCACAGGAGACCUGUAUGAUAGCUGUUGUGUGAAUUUUGACUGUUCUGGGGAACAAAUUUUGACUCAGAUUAAAACAGAAGUGUAACUGGGGCCAUUUCUUCAGUUCACAUCAGUGGUUUUAAUCAGAAAUGCAGCUAUUUUGUCUUCAGAUAGCCAUAAACUUUUUUAACUUUUUUUUUACCUUUUAAAUAGCUAUGCUGCUGCACUCAGCUACCUGUAAACAGGAUUGCUAUUUAACAACACAGUUAGUGUCCCAAUAUAUUUAAAUGUAUAAUAAAAUUAUUAUUGUGACACUAACGCAUCAAACUGGUUCUUAAAUAUGUUAUAUGUAAGUUCCAGCUGGUUAUGAGGAAUUAGCCAGAGGAUUGGAUCCAGUGGGAAACAGUGAAAUAUUUUGAAUGAAUGAAUGAAUAAUUAUAUGGUUUUUUUUUCAAAAUAUAAUAAUUAAUUAUUAAAAAAGCUGGUUGAAUUUUUCAAUUUAGGAAUUACACAUUUGUACAAAACAUCCCUGAAGAUGUAGGCGUCAUAGUAACUGCUGCACAGCAAAUUAAAGGCCAAGGUGAGUUAAUUAAAUUAACCCGCCUAUUUCUACAGCAAGCUGCAAAAACAUAAUGUCAUGCAUUGUAACAGGUGUAACAAUAAUCUUUAUUUUUAUCUGACCGUUAAUUAGUUUUAUUAACAGACUGCCAUUGACCUGACUGUGUGUUCUCAGUUGUUAUUAGAAGACGCAGUUAUCAUUAUUGUAUUCAAGCAAAGAGAUUUAUUUUUUUUACACAGGUUGUUAUCUACAUCUGUUGUUUCCCAACUAGUUUGUCAGAGAGUAAUAUAUAAAAAGAUUACUCUUUUUGUGCAUUUUAGAAUCUUAAUUCCACAAAAUAUUUUAAUGUACCUCAGUGAGUAGACCUAAUGGGUUCAUCAUUAUUUUAUCGUGAUGAGUUAUAAAACAGCGAAUAGUGAGUACAUAAUUUGUGAUUUUUGUAUUAUUAGCAAGCUGUUUUGAAAGUAUACUUUAACAUUCAUCUUUAGGUCGUGGUGGUAAUAUCUGGCUCUCACCAGCUGGAUGUAUGAUGUUUUCCAUACACAUAAGGAUUCCAUUUGCUUCCAGUCUUGGUCAGAGGCCACCAUUCUUACAGCAUAUUGCCUCUCUGGCAAUUGUUAAUGCAGUCAGAUCCAAGUCAGGGUAUGAGGUCUGUAAAUUUUGUAUGUACAUUAAUUUAUAAAAUAAUCCUGCCUUUCUGUACCUGCCAGACCUAAAUCAGAUUGUCCAGUGUAAAAUUAGUCAUAAGACUCUGUCCAAAUCAUUUUAGCCAUAAGAGGCAAUAAAGGGUACACAUAUAAAUUCAUAAUACUUUAGGCUUUUUAGGUAUGGCUUGCACAUGCUAAAUGUACAUUGUGGUCAAAUAAUUUUUUGAAUACAAAAGUAAAUAAAAGUAGGAAAAAAAGAUUUAAUUUAGUGGUUAUAAUCUAAGCUUCAGACUUACGGUGUACAGUACAUUGUACACUAGAUCUGUUGGAUCUGUAGCCAGCAUGUCAAACAUUUUAAGCACACAUGUAGAGCUUGUGUAACGCUCUUGUGUGCCACAUGAACGUUUAUUGCUGAAACUACAACGGCAUAGGAUAGAUGGCUCUCUAUUACUGUGGAUUAGAAAUUUUUUGACAAAUAGAAGGCAGCAUGUCAUGUUAACGGGCAGUUGUUCAGAUUGGUCACCCGUGAUUUCAGGCAUGCCCCGAGGAACAAUACUCGUCCCAAUCUUAUUUAUCAUUUAUAUAAAUGAUUAUUUCAACAAAUAUAACAUCAACAGUGAAAAUCUACGCUGAUGACACCAAAAUCUAUCGUACAAUCAAUGAGCCUGAUAAGAAUAAUUAUACCAGCCUUACAGCUUGACCUGAAUAGAUUAAGUGAUUGGGCUAACAAGUGGCAGUCGCACUUUAAUCCUGAAAAAUGUGAAGUCAUGCAUGCAAUGCACAGUAGGGACAGAUCUAAGCCAAGUUACUCUCUAGAUAUGCAACUAAAAUCUGUUGAAAGUGUCAAGGACCUACAUGGUGUAGGGGUCACAAUAAACUCCGAUCUAUCUUGGGGUAAACACGUCUCCUACAUAGUAAACAAGGCGAACAAAGUGUUAGGUGUAAUUAAGCAAUCACUCAGAAAUGAUAAUCGGUAUGCCUUUUCUUGCCUCUUUAAGUCGUUGGUAAGACCUAUAUACUCGAAUAUGCUGCCCCCGUCUGGAGCCCCUACGGAAAAAAGAAUAUCGAAUCUUUGGAAAAACUUCAAAGAAGAGCAUCACGGUUGGUGUUAAAGCAAAAGCACGGAGAAAUGAACUAUGAAGACCGCUGCCGCUUACUGAAUUGGCAAAUUCUGGAGAAACAUAGAGAGUUCUUAUCUCUAGUUCAGUGCUGCAAAAUGUAAUCGAACUUGAGCCAAUCGUGAUUUAUACGUUCUAUGUAAAAGUUGCCAUCCUAUUUUGCUACAAAUAUUCUUUCUUUGUACGGAUCGUCAAUGCGUGGAAUAAUUUGCUUUAAGAUGUUGUAUGCGCAGGAUUGCUGACUUUAUUUCGCAACAUAUUAAGGAUUUAUAUGAAUAUUGAUUGUAAAUAGUUUUAAUUAUGAUGUGCAAAUGAUGUUUUUUAUUCUAGUUUUAGGUUUUAGAUUUUUCUCUCCGAAAAUAAUGUUUGAGAUUCUAGAUUUUACCUUUUCAUCUUUUAUUUUGGGGAAUCUUUUAUAUAGGGUUGCCCUCUAGAUAUCCCCUUUCAAGAGAUAUUUUGUAACUUUAGUUUUUAUCUCUUGAAUAAAGGCAGUAUUAUAUUGUAUUAUAGCUACAUUGUAAUGAUUAUUUUGUUUUACACAAUGUCUGUUUUAGGAGAUAAACGUGUGUCUCAAGUGGCCAAAUGAUAUUUAUUUUGGUGACAAGGUCAAGAUUGGAGGUGUUAUUGUGACAUCAUCUGCUAUGAGUGGUACUCUGAGUGCAGUCAUAGGUAUAUGACAUUUAUUCAUUUCAAUACAUCUUUGGAGAGGGGCUUACAUGUAUUAUUUACCUUGGAAUCUUACAAUUUAUAAUCAAUGUAUAAUCAAGUGUAACUGAUUCAUCAUCUUAACCCUAUAAAAAAUUUCAAUGGCAUAAGAUCCAUGUACCCUAGCUUUGCUUCAAGUCCUCUAAUUGUAAUUUACUAUAAAACAGCUCUAGUAAAUUUGUUUUAACUUUAAAUAUUUAUUUUAGGAAUGGGUGUAAACCUUACUAACAGUAAACCAACCAUCAGCAUCAACGAGAUCAUAUCCCAAUACAACAAGGAACAUAACACCAACUUAGAGCCACUAGUUUUAGAGGAAAUACUAGCAAGGACUGUUAACAACAUUGAAACCCUCGUUGAUGACUUCCAAGACAAUGGAUCAGAUUCAUUUCUAACCAAUUACUACAAGCAUUGGCUACACAGGUUUUUUUCUUUCUGUCUUCAUCUUUGUAUCAUUUUUAUAGUCAAGAACAAUAAUAAUAUUACAUUUUUGUGUACAUGUAUAUUGCAAAAAAAUUCAAAAACAUUCUUCAGAACUACAAGCUUUUCUUCUUUUUUUUGCUUAACAAGUUCUAUAUUUUGAACUAAAAGUAGCCUGUUAACAAGUUGGUGCUAUAAAAUGUUUUGGAACUUCCUGAAUGAUUCUUUUAUUAGUGUCUGAAAAAGGAAAUGCUGCAGCGUGCAAAGAAAGUAGUGUGCGAUAGCCUGGGGCUGGUGGAUUUUGCUAUAUUAUUGGGCUAGUGAAUUCUGUUUUUAACUUGCCCAAUGCGCAGGUGAUGUUUUUUGAGGAAUUUGAAUGACAGAGUAACUGUGAAAUCAAUUCUGCCCGUCAAAAAGCUUUUGGGGCUAGUUGAAAUGACAUCUGAGCUAGUAAAUGCAAGCUUCAGCUUGCCUGAAUGGCAAGCUGUAAAAACGAUUUUCUUUGCACCCUGUGCUGGUGGACACAAUUUGAAUAACUACCAAUUAUUUUUAUCUAGCUUUUGCCAAAGCAUUUUCUAAAAAAUAAUGUACAGGUGUACUGAUUGUGUAGCUUUCUAAAUUCAAAUUAUUUAUUUUUGUGGAGAUAAGCAAUACCAGUCAAACAGAGAUUGGGUAAAGAUAUGCGGAUCAAAAAAGUCACAAAACAGCACACUUGGAUUGUUACCAACCCUGUUAAUCGCCGCCAUAUAAUAUAAAAGUAAUUAUUUGAAUUUAUUGUAGUGAUGCAAGGGUGAAGCUGGCAAUGAAUGGAACUUUGGAGGAAGUCAAGAUAACUGGGCUUGAUGAUUUUGGAUUUCUGUCAGUACAGACAAACUCUGGAAAAACUCUAUCAGUACAACCAGAUGGAAACAGCUUUGACAUGCUUAAAAAUUUAAUUGCCAUGAAAGAUAGCUAG
This is a messenger RNA of Porites lobata, 9043 nucleotides long. NCBI's taxonomy places the organism in Eukaryota, Metazoa, Cnidaria, Anthozoa, Scleractinia, Poritidae. The record is from the annotation of a GenBank genome assembly.